ACCCCAGGCGUAGGGUUGUUGUUGACAUGCUGAUGGGGACAGAGCGUUAUGAGGAUGUUCAGGGGCAGGUUGGAUACUAUCCCCUUGUGCUUCAGCAAUGCAAAACACUGGGCAUAGGGGCGAUUGUGCAGACCCUGGAAAUGGCUGCUCCGAAGCAGCCGUUUUCAACCGUUUUCCAGGGGGAUGAUGAGCCUUUUAUGGUAUUUCUGGGAAGGUUGAUUGCGUCCGUGGAGAGGCAGGUGCCUGAUCCUCUGGAGAGGGAAGUUACGAUUGCAAACCUUGUCAAGUGCAAUUGUAAUGAAGCCUGUAAUAAGGUUAUAGUGGCUAUGCCUGGUGAUCCUAGUGUCUGGGUGAUGGCAGAAGCCUGUGCAAACAUCAUUCCCUCACGUUGGAAGUUGGCCGCUGUGGCUGCCGCUGUGCAGCCGGUCUGGGCAGCACCGCAGGGUGGGCGGCCACAGCAGGGGAAUGCGCAGUCUAGCAGGAAGCGGGGGAAGAAGGUGCAGAAGGUCAAAUUCCCCAUGUUCUUGUGCGGUCAGUGUGGUAGGCCGAAUCACAUGUCUAACGUUUGUAAGGCGACUUUUCAUGCUAAUGGCCAGGCUUUACCGGGUUCGGGAAACGUGAAGCGGAGCGCGCAGCAGGAGGGGCGCGCUCAGACACAAGCUUCCCUCCAGACCCAGGUACCAAUGGAGGUCUCCUUUGCCGGCUUGCAGCCAGCACCUGCGGAUCAGCAGGUGUGGACGUCUGCACCGCAGCAACAGUCGUCUUAGACUCGUCUGAGAUACGCAAGGUUCCCCUAGAUGCCUUUGGUCCCUUGGGUGGGGGCAUGAGUGCUCUCCUUAUGGGGAGGUCCAGUGCCACCUUUCAGGGCUCAUUGUGCACCUGGGGCUCAUUGAUGCAGAUUUUACAGGACAGAUUU
Zonotrichia albicollis (white-throated sparrow) is the source of this 916-nucleotide messenger RNA. Lineage: Eukaryota; Metazoa; Chordata; Aves; Passeriformes; Passerellidae. The record is from RefSeq and is a predicted model, not a curated record.